UUUACUAAAGUGAUUAUCAAACUUAAACUGGUUCCUACACGCACUUGUUUCAAUGAGCGAUACACUAAAGGGAGGAUCAAAAUGAAUACCAGAUAACAAGGGAGAAAACCGAAUUAUGGCACAGCUUCUGAGACAAUUUGGAAGACAGAGCUGUCUUUUCCGACACCAUGGUGCUCUUUUACAGAAAAGUAUUCAGCCAAUGGCUUCCGCCACAGCUUAUGAAGAAAUGAGUGACUUCUGGGCAAAAAACAGAAAACUGAACAGACCACUUUCUCCACAUUUAUCUAUUUACAAACCCCAGUUAACAUCAAUGCUGUCUUUAUGCCAUAGGGUAACAGGCAUUAUUAUGGGUGUCACUGUACCUGCUGUGGCAGCAGUCCUAUUGGUAUCACCAGGUGAUUUUACAACUUACAUAACUAUGAUCAGAGAUUUAAAUUUGUCACCUGCGUUAAUUGCAGCUGCUAAAUAUAUCCUAGGAUUUCCUGUUAUAUACCAUUAUAUUAAUGGUAUUAGACAUUUGGCUUGGGACUGGGCUGUGGGAUUUAGCUUGAAGGAUACCUACAGAACUGGAUAUUUUGUGUUUGCACUAUCCCUGUUUCUCACAGCUGUUUGUGUUCAUAUGAUCUAGACAAAGACUUGUUACACUUAAUCCAACUAAACUUAAAGCUUUUUUUUUAUAAAUCUCUUGCAUUUUAAUAUUUUCUUGCCUAAGUAACCAUAGUAACAGCUUGCAGAAUAAAUUUUUAGAUACUAUACAUACCAAACUGGAAAUAUUUACCUUAUGGAAGAUUAAAGAUCUUGUGUAUAAAUAUAAAAAGAUGUUUUGUUAUCAAAAAGAAAUUCAGUGUUGAAAAAGUCUAUGCACAAAAAGUCAGAUUGCUAUAGUGCAUGCAGUCCACAUUGUGAAUUACUUCUGAAUCAUGAUUGGGACAAAUUCAAAGUCAAAUUUGAUUACCGGUAUUAAUGUAUUUGUAACGUGUUAUAAAUGUAUUUUUGUUAUUAAGAGGUUAAAUGACUUUGUGGAGUAAUAUUUGAUGUCCUUUUUGUGAUACAUUGUAAGCAUUAAUAGUGCUUUAUAUAAUAUAGAUUAUUAUCUUG
Messenger RNA from Mytilus californianus (California mussel), 1098 nucleotides. Its product is annotated as succinate dehydrogenase cytochrome b560 subunit, mitochondrial-like. The transcript has 6 exons. The record is from RefSeq and is a predicted model, not a curated record. Lineage: Eukaryota; Metazoa; Mollusca; Bivalvia; Mytilida; Mytilidae. The coding region runs from base 116 to 628 and encodes 170 amino acids. Gene Ontology annotation, molecular function: succinate dehydrogenase activity; electron transfer activity. Gene Ontology annotation, cellular component: membrane. Gene Ontology annotation, biological process: mitochondrial electron transport, succinate to ubiquinone; tricarboxylic acid cycle.